GCAAAUCAAUGAAGCCAGUCAAACAAACGGGGCUGGGCAAUCGAAGUUGGGACAAUUUACGGAGGUCUCCGUAGCCGGAUAGUCGACGUCAAUUAGGAUAUGUUUACAGUUAAUAUGAAUAAAAAGCGUUUUCUUAGCACCUCCGCGGAGUGAAGUGGAUAUCAAUGUCGAUUAUUAUCCGUCGUAUUCGAGGACUUUGAUGUAUUUGUGUAGUAAUUUGUAGCUUAACUGAGAAACUACCCUCCCUUCUUGGAACUGAGGAUGAUUUUUGCCAAUUCUGGAAACCUGCUAAGGACACCGUAUCGCAAACAGGUACAGUUUUACAAAUGCAAAGAGCAGCCUUUACAAAAUAACACCCUCAAGACUGACUUCGUGGAAGUCGCUUUAGUGUUUGUGAACAGAGGCUUGUCUAAACAAACUUAAACGGCGCUCAAAUAGAAAGAAAAACUUACUUUUGUUUAUCAAAGCCUUUCGACACGGUAAUGAUGCGUUCACGUGUGGGAUGUAAGAGUCAGAAAGCUUAGUUUCGUAAAAUGCAUAUGCAGAUACCUGCUGCUCGGGCUGUAGUCCAGGGCCGACUAGGCUACACAACAAAACAGCAGUCUAACCUCUACCAAUUGAAUGUGAAAUCGUAGUGAGAACACAAUAUUCUCACUCUUCAGUCAGAAAUACAGUAAACGUGUCUACGAGGUCAUGUUUGAGGGCCUCUUUCACCAAACUCAAUUUCACUGUCAAAUGCUAGUAAACUUAUAUUUUAUCCUUUAAAAAUAAAGUGUUUAUUUUCCUGACUCUUGUGCCCACAGCAAUUAAACACCAUGGAUGACAAUUAUCCACUGGUGCGUUCACUUUGUCCCACUUCCAUAUAGAUUUUUAGAAACUCCCUUCAGCCAUUAGAUUUGAAUGAGCAUAUUUACUGUGUCGUGCUCAUGCUGUCAUCCUGUGGCUGUAGAGCUCUGUGGGCGAGGCCUGUUCCUGGAAGCACAGUGUAUUUCCAGCUCGGAUAUGACGGGGCUACUCUGGUCUGGAGCUGCCUGAUAAGAUGCCGUCCUCUCCCCCAUCACAGUCGCUUACAGUCCUGCUCCUGCACCCUGAGUAGUCAGUGAGGCAGAUGCAUGAAAACAAGAUUUCCUUUUGAUUCUGCAGAAAAGUAGAACUUGAUAAUGCACGGUGAGGCUCUGUGACACCCAUUCUCAAUGAGGCUGACUGGUCCCCUUUGAUAGUAUUGAUUAUUAACUAUAACUGUAGUGCAAAUUGCAGUUAAAAGUAGGGCCCGACCGAUAUGGAUUUUUUUGGGGCGGAUGCCCAUACCGAUUAUUGGGGGGGAGGGGGUCCGAUUACCGAUUAAUUGGCCGAUUUUUUAAAAUGUUUUAUGAAGUUUUAAAAUUUUGUUAAUUUGCCUCAGUAAGAGAACUAGCUCAAUCACGUAAUGUGUACUGUUGUUUAUUCUGCCUACUGGCAUGGCUAACAGUGUAGCAAGGCUAAUAGCAGGUGGCUAACUCUAACUUUAGCUUGCACAUUACAUGGUGCUUCACGUUAACUCAGCGUGACCGAGACCAGCACAGCAAGGAACAUCGUGAAGUGGGUUGAACUGUGGAUGAAGAUUGUCAUGAGGUCGCUGCGCCAUCUACAGGAUAAGUCGGGGAACUUUUCAAAUGAAGUGAAACGGCAUCUUAUUCUCUGCAUUUUGUUUCUGAAAAUAUCGGCAAAAAUCGGUGAGUUUUGGCCGAUUACUGAUAAGUCUCAAACAGGCUAAAAUUGGCCGAUUUAAUCGGCUCGAUGAUAAAUCAGUUGGGCCCUAGUUUAAAGUCAUUAUAAGGUGUUUCUGCUGACAUACUUAUGCCUCAAAAAUGGAUUUUAUCAUGUCACAACAAUUCAAUACCUGCAAAUGGUCCUUACUCUAUCUCCAGCCCUUUUGAUCGUUGUAUUUCUAUAUAUUUAUUUAAUUGUGUGUUCUGCUUCUCGGGUCAAAGUAUCACUGUGUUCUGUUCCAGUAGCUGGACAGCAUAUACCUGAAAUUCAUACUGUAACUUAACCACCCAGCUCACACUAACGGGGAAGCAUAGAGUAACAUUUUUCCAGGUAUGUUGCAUUAUUUAGCGUCACUAGUCGGGAAUAAUAUUUUGAGUUGUUUUUUAGGUCUGAAUGGGAGUUUUAAGAGAUUGAUUGAUACAUUAUAUCUCAAUAAUGUUGCAGUAUUUUUUUCUUUGGCAUUUUUGUGAAAAAAAAAAUCGUGUUUGUUACCAAUCUGACUGAGUUUGGAUGAUUCUUGUGUUUUUGGUUAUCACAGCCAGGAUUAGCUGAAUACAGGCUUGUCUGUGGUCCAUUGCUGGUAAUCGCCAAUCUAGGAAUAGCAUUCUUGAGAGUGACUAUGAUGUAUUUCAGGUUUAUAAAUAUGUAAAAGGCUGUGAUUAGAUUUUUCCAAGUAUUGCUUAGCGUUUCUCGGCUUCUUUUCUGAAACCUACAACCUACCCUCCAGGCUGAAGUCCAGACUCGAGUUGCUCAAUCCUGUCACCACUUCAUGCUUGGGAUUCCUUGAGCUUCCUCUCAGCUUGUGAUUCCUCAGUGUGUGUAAGGGUGGGGGCGGGGGGGGGUAAUCAGAGCCAGAUAGAAAAAAGGAGAAGACAAAUCCCUGAAGGGGACAGCUCUUCCUGACAUGGACAUCUGUAUCUUAUAGACAUUAAGGAUGAAGUUGCUCAACUGUUGGAUAUUUCUACCCCGGCCCCUUUUUGGGAUUGGAGGCCUCUGCGGCUAUUAUAUGUAAUGGUAAGACUUGAAUGGAACCGAAACUAGAUGAAACCUGGAAAACCCCAUUUCAAUUGUCUGAAAAAGUAGUAGUUUUUUCAGCCAAUGUGCUGUCUUGACUAAAAGGGAAAACACAGAGUCAUACAUGAGUUCACUCCACUCUGAAAGAAAAAGCAAAGCUACUCUGAAAGAUAAAAGUGCCAAGGGUCAAGAAGUCACACAUGGUUGUUUAUGUUGACCUGUGAAUGGCUUAUUCUGCACCUCCAGGCAGCAUGACAUCAGCGUGACACUGAUGUCAGAGCUACAAGCCCCCGCAGAGUCUGAUUGUGCUGACUGUGAAUGUGGGGUGGAAAUAGAUCUGUUGAUAUGGAUCAAUACUCAGUAAAACAUUCAGCCUCGUACUGAGCAGAAGUCUCAUGAUAGAAUCUGUCAUUGUUUUCUGUCUCAAAUCAUCAUAAUUGUAAGAAAUCAAGUCAUGAUGAAGCCAUACUAUAUGUAAAAUCAGACAUUAGUCAUGUUUAUUCUGUGAUGAACCUUCAGAUAACAACCUCCUCCAGUCUUUCAGUGUCUCGUCUUUCAUUGUUUGAAUUUGUAGUCUGCAGCUUUAAAUGAGACCUAUUAUACUUAUCUUAUCUCAAACUGUUGCCCAUUAAACCUUCAUUUUAAUCCUAUUCAGCUUUUGCAUUGUUUUGGCUACUUUUACACUGAUAUCAAGUUAGGGGUUGUUACUUUUUACACAGCUUUGCUACACAAAAUGACCCAAAACUUGUGCCUUUAAAAAUAUGUCAGGAUAGCCAUUAGCCUCAACGUAGCUCUCCAAUUAGCCAUGUUUUACCAAUAACUUGUGGUUCUGAACCUUCACGGAGGGUCUUCAUAGAUAAAACAGCCCAAGAUUUUGGGAACAGUUCAGAUACAAAUCCAGCUCGUACUAGUCCUUGUUUACAAAGAAGUCACCAGUGUAGUGGUUACCAUAGAAAGCUUUAUGUGCCCUUAAAAUGUAUAAACUUCUCAAUGUUUUCAGGUGUCUGCGUCAUUAGAAAUGGAAGAAAGCUGCAACUUUCCAAGGCAUACCAUUUCAAUUAAAUGCGAAAUGGAUACAAAUACCAAGUGGUGUUAUAGAUUUGCAAGCUUUGUGUCCUUGACAGAGCUGCUUGUUGGACUCUCCCUCUAGUAUUGUCUUAAUAGGACAGCACAACUUGACAUUGAGGUUGUGGCCAUGACUGGAAUGAGAUGUUCGGAAAAGCACAUGUGAGGAUUAUACUGCCACCCGUCUGUAUUAUAUCAUGGACUUAGUUGCUGUUUAGUAUAAGCAUAAAAGAAAUGCAGCAUAAUUUAUACCUAUUAAAGCUUUCUGAGAGGUUGAGAGGCUCUGUACAUUCUCAUUGCUUUCAUUUGUGUAUUUUCUGGAUGUAACCAGUAAUUCUUAGCUGUAAAACAGCUCCUGAAAACCAUCAGUAAGCUCCUCACCUUGCUGCUGUGAUACGAAUUCGAUCACGAUACGAUAAGUUAUGAUACGAUACAGUUUCUUGUCCCUUUAGGGAAAUUUGUCUUGGACUCUAAGAGCUGCACAGAUAAAGCUACCAACUAAAAGUGUAUCCUGGUGCAUUCAGUACAGUAUGACAUUCAAAGCACACUUCUCAUCACACUUCACCACCUCCAUCAGGAAUGCAGGGUGUGAUCAGAGGUUAAACAAACUUUGAAUUGUAGAGGGGAAUGAAAUAUAACAGUUUGAUCUGGUGUUGAGAUUUUCUUAAUGGGUUCACUUCACUCCAACUGUGUUUUGUUGUGUAAAGUCAGUUCCUCAAGUGUCAAAGCAUUUCUGGCUGUCAACAGGCACAUUUGAGGCAAGCUGAUGUCAUGUUUGUCGUAGUGUAAUUAUAUGGAGGUUUAAAAAAGGAUAAUAUCUCAUAACCACUUAUAUUUAACCCGUUUUUUCUGAUCCUCAGCCCCCUGCUGCCCCAUCGUCACACCCCAUGGCUCCACCCAGCCCCAGCACCAACAGCAGCACCAACAACAGCAGCAGCAGCAGCACUGCAGGCUGGGACCAGCUCAGUAAAACAAACCUCUACAUCCGUGGCCUGUCCCCUUCGACCACAGACCACGAUCUGGUCAAGCUCUGUCAGCCGUGAGUACCACACUUCCUGUUAUUAUUAUCCACCAUUGAACAGAUAUUGAUUUUUCAGCCCACUUAGUUUGGAGUUGAGUGCUAAUUUGCAGUAGCAGUCACUUUUUGAAAGACAAUUGAUCAUUCACUAAAAUAUGCUGUGAUAAAGUUGAAGUUUUAUUUUAGAGCAGUUACCCACAUUAAGUAAACAUGUUUCUUCUCUCAUCAGCUAGCAGACAAAUCCGCUCAAGUCUGUUCAGAUAUUGUAUAUUUAAUCAGCUCCUCAUAGCAAAAGGAGUCGUUUACAGCCUUGCAGAGAGUGGAAAGAGACAUCUUUGGAUUCUUAUGUUUAGUCAUGAUGAAAAAAUGUCAGCUUUAUCGAAAUAUGGCACAAGAAAUGAUCACACAAAGACCAAACAAACUGCAGUCUUCCCAUAUAUCAUGUAUGCAUAAAGGAGAGCUACUGUCAGACCUGGGCUCAUCCAAAGCUCUCUUUGUGUGCUGAAUGUGUCGUUUUCUCCCCCCCGAUGCCUCAUAAACAUCAUAAGCUUCUCUUUCCUUAGGCCCAGUCUUCUCAAUGUGACAUUGACUUUGCGACACAAAGUUCAUUUUGUGGCUGUUUGGAUAUAUAUUACCCAUAGAAAUCUGCAGUUGCAGUGACAUAUCCCUAUAUUCAGAUGCCAGUGCAGUAUAAAUACAGCUUUGAUGGCAUGUUCAAAUCUACAAAAAAUGCAGCAAAUUGGAGCUAAAGAAUUGCAUUGACUGUUUUUUUUCUGCAAAGGCCUACAUAGAACAACCCCAGACAAGCCUGGUAAUUGUGCAUGUCAAAAGCCAACCUGCUGUAGCCUCACCAUUUGAGAUUAGAGUUCAGAUGUAGAAAAGGUCACAAGUUCAUGCUCUCUCACCCAGUUUAGCAUUUAGCCUAAUCCCUGGCUAAAAUACCCUUCUGGUGGAGCACGGGGCACAUCAUGACCUGUAUCUCUGUCACUUUGAAUUAAAUAGGUCAUUUUCAACAUGGCGCAUACUUACAUUAAAGUGUAGAAAAUGCUGCUUAUGGGAACUUUUUGCUGUUAGGACUCUAAAACAGCAUCUGAACUAAAGCACAAACAGCAGAAUCAGCUAUUGAUAUUUUUUUGUUUGAUAACACAGAUUUGCACUUCACUGUCCUGCAGAGGUAGACAUGCAUUAAAUAUUUAAUUUAUUCAAUAUUCUUGUAGUUUCAGCUUUUGUUUUUUGAGCUCUCUAUUCAUCAGCCUGCAUCCACAGAGUCGCAGAAGCACACACUUGAAAUAUAGGAGUAAUCUUAAGUUUGCAAAGUUUUGAAUUAAGGGGCUUUUAGCAUAAGAGGUAAACAUGAUAUACAUUAUAUUGAUAAAUUAGUUUAAAAUCAUCUGUAAUAAGAAGAUUGUUCUCUUAUAGUUUACUUGGAUUAGACCUGAUAUAUCUACAAGAGCAGGCCCCAUCAUGAGAAGACAAGCCUCGCUGUAUCAGGAUAAUGAGAAAAAUUAAUCCAUUAUAAUGAGAAAACCAUUUUUUUAUCCAGAGGUAAUGAAAAAUAAAUAAAUUGACAUCUCAAGAAAACAACCAGAAAUUUCUCAUUAUCAUGGGCAAACAGAGGAAAUAAGUGGAGUUGCACGAACGCUUAAGGCUUCUGUGUUAUUCAGUGUAAUACCAAUAGAUUUUCAACAGCUCCAGGGUCAAAUGAGUUUUGAGAAGUGCUGCUUUAGUAACACGCGUCAUGUUACCACCACUACUUCCUUUGUAUACCAUGACUGCUCUGUUGAAACCUUUAAGACAACAUAAACCAGAAGAGACCAUAAAUGUCUCAAUCUUUUCAUUGAAUCAGGCACAAUGAUACAAGUAUACAAGUGAAUGACAGUUCUGAUCCAAACCACAGUAGUUCAUAUACUAAAAAAGAAUAUUUCAUAUUUAUUCAUGUUUUAAAAAGACUUUUUCUUAUGAGACUGCUUUCUUUGAACAUGUUAUAAAAAUGGUGUUUUAUUGACCUUUUUUUCUUAUAUUGAAUCAGUAGUUUCUUCUUAAUCUCCACAUUUUUUUAUUUGUUGUUGGCCUUUUGUGUUUUGUAGACCCCCCUUAUUAAAUACAGAUAUACUUCAUCAAUGUUGAUGUUUAAGCUUUUAUAUGAGAAAAGUUUCCGUUUGUUUUAAAAGUUGACGUGGUCCCACAUUUCUCUUGAGAUGUUUUUGAGUUCAGCCGUAAGAAAAAAAAAUGGAGGGAGGGGGUCUCUUUUGCUUUGCACUCACAUUGUGGGGAUUUUUCAGCACCCCAUGGAAACCACUUCCUGUUUCUCAUAUUUUUGCGGUGAUGUCAUAGAUUGUUGCUCAACCCUCCCUCUAUGUGUGUCCGUAUGUGUGUGUGUGUGUGUGUGUUUUAUAACUGGCUCAGUCUGCUGCAUAAUCCAGCUAACAAUGCCUCGCCUUUCUGCUCCUCCCCUAGGUAUGGCAAAAUUGUAUCAACAAAGGCCAUCUUGGACAAGACUACAAACAAAUGUAAAGGUGUGUGACGUUGUUUUUUUUCUUUCCAGCCCCGCCCUCUUUUAUCUGGACUCUCAAUAGAUGCAUAUCAACACAGUUCCCCACACCUCGCAGUCAGAGAGUGAAUAUCAGUCGAACACUGUCUGUGAAAACAUCAGGUCAUUCAGCAGCUAUGCAGUUGUCUCAGAUGAUAGGGGCUAGUCAGGAAACAGACAUCCAGGCUGCUCGAAGCUGCCUCCCAGCUCAUGUUAUUUUAAGCCCCAGCCCUGGUCUUGUGGGUGUGUCACUGUUGUGGGUGGGAAGGACAUUACAACUCCUCCCCUUUCUGCUGGGUGACAGUGAUGGUCUUGGUCUAGUUCUAGUAGACUAAAGAGGGACUUAGUGAUUCUCACUGGUGCUGAUGGGAUUAGCAGAACGCUUUGUCACUCUCCUCUGGAUUAAACAGAUGCCAGUUAAUCGAAAGCUCUCAGUGAAAGGCGACACCAUUUAAGACCUUGCAAAGCUGCGGCUGAUUUUUAAAUAGACGCCAGAGAUCACUUUGGCAACAACCUUGUGAGAAAUUGAGUUUGAUAAAGAAGUUAAAGCCGUUGUUUAUUUUUCCACUUAUUUCAAAAUGAUCUGGGACUUUUAGAGAGACCUAACACAAAGAUUGAAAUCAAACAAAUAUGAGACAUUAUUCUGAAAUGAAAACACCCCUGACAUAUUCACAAAAAAAUGACGCCUCACUAGGUUAAAUAUAAACGCUGCAGUAGAGGUCUGCCCUGUUUGUACCCCCGAGAACAAAGACUGACCUGAACCAUGAAUGUCACGCCGGUAUCUGCAUCCUCAGCACUUUUUUACCUCUUUUCAACACACAUACACACACAAUAGCACACAUGAGCACAUAAUUACAUAGUUAAAGGGACCCUUAUACUGUGGUAAUAAAUGUUUAUCAUGUAAAGUCACAUGAGGAUUAUGUUAUAGCCUUCAGUAAUUACUCACUACAGCAUCAUCAACCACAAAGAGGACUAAGUCAGCCCACACUGAUGGAGAGUCAUCCUAACCCUUCUGCUUACUCCUCAGGGUACGGCUUUGUGGACUUUGACAGCCCCGCUGCGGCUCAGAAAGCUGUAGCUGCCCUAAAGACCACUGGUGUCCAAGCUCAGAUGGCAAAGGUGAGGAUUCAUUACAGUCUAAUCCUGAUAUCACAUCCCUACAAGACACCCACCGACACUUUUGCUCUACCAUCUGACCACAGAGGCAACUUAAGCCCUCAUCACGCUGGUAUUAAAUAUCGAACCAGCGUGUAUCAUCCUCAACUCUUGGUCUGGAGACGGCUCACUGACUCUAAAUUACAGAGUUCAAUCAUGAUGGAGGCAUGUGCAGAAAACAUCAUAUAGCUAGGCAUACUAGUGAAACUUAAUGUGUGUCUUUGAUUUGCAGAGAAAAUGUGCACUACUUAGCUAGCAAAUAACCAGAGUGUUGGCAAAUAUGCAGCAGUGUUCUUUCUGUAUCAUGUCUGUUUGACUACUGCUGCAUUAAUAGCUUAGUAAACACAGCAGUAACGCAGUGUACCACUUUCUUAGUGAUUCUAUACAAUGGUGAUGACAUUUAAUGGUUUGUUUGCUCACAGCACAUAUUCAUUCAUAUAUAGUUUAUUACGUAUUUAACUGUUUGUAGAGUUACGAGCAUAUACGUCAUUAAUGCUGUUUGUCAAAGGCUCUCUUGUCAGCUGACAGCUCCCAGCCAGGCUUUAGAUCAGGUUCAGACGACAGAGGCGCCGAAAGUUUGGCUAUAGGGUGUAGAGACUAGUGUAGCUGACAGUGAGAUGACGUACCAGAGAAACUAUCCGCGCGUGAACAUGUUUCUAAAGUAAGCCUUUCCAUGAGCUGAAGGCUAGUCUUUCUGUCCUCUCUGAAUAAACAUUACACAUACAUUGAACAUCUCAGCGCAGGUUUAUUUUCCUUUAGAUUCUCAGAAAGCCACGUGCAGGAGAGAUUGCUUCAAUCUUAGAAAUGUUUCACUGCAUUUCAGGGAAUUGAAAUAAGAGCCUCCCUUUGCAUUCAGCAGAUAUUCAUGGUUUAAAUACACUACAGAUUCUGCACAAUUGAGCAGAUUACUCCUACUUUACUACUCUAAAACAGGACUGUGUAACUUGAGGCAUCUUCUCUCUCUCUCCGACACGAGAAAAGGAAGUAAAUAAUUGUGUGUUGUUAUGGUUACAGGAACCAGCCAGGGGAAAUUAGUUCCCAUACAGCACCGAGCAAGAGCCCUUGGCCUCAUUUCCCUGUCUGGGGAUCUGUGGAGCUUCUUGACAUGCCUCUGUGCACCCAUUUUACUUUUUUAAUUAAAGUAGAGCAGCUUUGAGGGGCAUGCCCAAGUUUAAUCUUUGUAUUGUGAAAGGUAAAUGCCUUUAUAAAGUGUGAGCCUUGGGCUUAAUGGACUCUCUGACAAAGGUCCCCUUUCCUGUUUUUUUAUUUUAUCAGCUCAGGCUGCCUUCAAUGGGAAAGCUCUCAUUAUUAUUUCAAAGGCAGGUGGUGGGAAAUGGCGAGAUAAGAAUUUCCCUUCGUUUUAGUUCCUCUGUGUUUUCCUCUCAGAAUAUACGUAAAUAUAGGCGAGUCACCCAACCACAUGUGAGAAGUUAUAAAUCAAGUGAAGGUGGACCUCAUGGAUCUUUAACAAAGUUUUGUCAAGUGUUGUGUAGAGAAUCUAUAAGAAACAUCACUUUUUGCUUGUGUUUCUCCAGACUCCAGUGUGUGUGGAUCUGCAGGCUAAAUAAGGGUUAGGGAAGUGAAAGACCAGCACAUGCCCGUCCUUCAUUACCUCUGUUGCAGUGCUGCUGAGGAGGACUCGUAAAGUCCUAACUGUUCCAGCAGAGCUGCUCUGAGACAGUUUGUUCAGAAAGUCAUGAUGUUCAAAAUGCAGACAGCAUAUACUUUCUUAAAUAAAGAGCCAAAGACAAACAUUAUUGCAUACUCCCUUUUUGCUGGAACAAGACAAGUAGUAACACCCCUCUGUCAGCCACACCCCUCUUCCUCAGAAAUGUGCUUCAGUCACUGUUCAGCGCUGACUGAUAGGUGGUAUCUGAUAUAUUUCUGUAUGCUGAACGUCUCUGAGCUCUUUCAUUUACCACACGAUCGACUCGUCAACUCUUAGUUAAUUUGGGGGAUUUUUAGAGGUAUAGAUGCACAGCUCUGCUAUAGAAAACCUCCACAGCAGCUUUAAGACAGGAGUGUUUUGAGCUGUCAGAGCCACACAGAGCUGAGAUCCAGAUCACAUCACUUCAUCUCUCCUCCCCUGAUUGGACACCCUCCUUGUGUUUUGUUGCGACGCUGACUUUCACUCAUCCGUCGCCCUCUAAAUCGGGCAUGUUGAUUUUACUGUCACUGUAUUACUUUUAGUAAUCCAACCUGUCCCUGUAGCUGACUCUGAACAACACAGCACUGAUGAAUAUUAAUGUUGAGAGGCCGCUCCCCAGGGACUCGUAGCCGUGUCUUAUGUUUCUGCUGAUGCUAUUAAAAUACAGCGAGAAAUUGGCUGAUGUGAGCCUUUAGCCAUCGUGGGCUGCAUGCAAAUCUCUGUUUAUAUCUGCUCAGAGUGACCCUUUACUACCUUAAACCUCCAACAGAGAGGCAGACAGGAAAGAGCAGAGACUUAACAACCGAAUUACUGAUGUCCACAUAAGAAGGACACGGUCUCCUUUCUUCCUCUCUUCUUCUUUCUUCCCUUAACAUGCUACUACAGCCAGUGUAAACGUGGCAGUACAGAGGUAUGUGUUUGUGUUUUCGAGGUGUGUUUAAAGCAUGUCCUGUAGUGUAAUUACAUUAAUACCUCUGCUGGCUCCUCCCUCGCAGCAACAAGAACAAGACCCGACAAACCUGUACAUCUCCAACUUGCCAUUGUCCAUGGAUGAGCAGGAACUGGAGAACAUGCUGAAGCACUUUGGCCAGGUCAUAUCCACACGCAUCCUGAGGGACUCCAGUGGAGGCAGCAGGGGAGUGGGAUUUGCAAGGUUAGACCCUUCUGUGAAGUUUCUGUCAGUGUCCAAUGGUGCUGAAGCAGAGACUGUUUUUCAUGAAGCCACUAUACAAAACACUAGCGAGGUAAAGCAGUAUCCGAUUAACAAAAAAUAAUCAUAAAAUAAAACAGUCUUAAGGUAAAUUGGUGUUUUAUGAGGAUAACACAAUGAUGACAGCAGAUAGAAGUCCUGGCUAUCAAAGAUCAAGUCUGAAGAUGUCCAAAAAGACCGCAACCAAGUUCACAAUCUGAUUGAGGCACACACAGAGGUGUGUCUCAGAUAAGAAGGUAGGAAGAACAGGUCAUGUGUGGACAAACAGUUUCUUCUUUAAAGGAAUAGUUUCACAAUGACUGGUUUAAUAUAAUUAUAGUGGUAAAUGCUGGCUUCCGCUCUUCACACUCACGUAACCUGAUGGGGUCAUGAUUGACGAAAGCCAUACAUCAAAGUGCACCUAAGGAAUGUUUGUGGGUGUGAGUGUGCACCAGUACACUCAUGUGUGGCCUUUACUGACUGUGCAGAUUUAUUACAAGACGAUGACUGUAUGUGCACAUCAGGUCUGCUUGAGUUUUAUAUCAACCCCUUCUUCUCAUCCAGUAAUGAUGCAGCUCUUGGAAAGUACCAGCUUCGCCUCAAACGGCUGUAUCACUGAUAGUCGUUCUCUGUGCGUCUGUUGUGAUUUCAGGAUGGAGUCAACUGAAAAAUGUGAUGCAGUCAUUUCUCACUUCAAUGGAAAGUUUAUCAAGACACCUGCAGGUGUUCCAGGUAAGAAAGACACACUCUGUGACUAUCUUAUACUCACAGGCGCACACUGCACAAGUGUGAUGGAAAUGCUUUUCCCAUGAACAGAAUAAGCGGAAUAAUUUCAGACAUUUUUCUUGUUAUGGAUUCAAUGAGUGUGACGGUAAUGGAUGGAGUUCAAGUGGUCAGCCAAUAGGAGUCAGAGGGUCUGUUGGUAAAGCUCUAUACACUGAGCCCUAAGUGGCAGAGCACAGACAAAGAGAAGCAGAGAGAGCAGUGCUCUGUGUGGCCUCCACUCCCUCUCUAAGCUUUUUAAUUGGAUUAUUAGACUGAAAUAGUCUCUGCUGGCCUUGCCUCCUUUAGGAAGGGGAGGGGAUUACAGCUCCACAGCUGCCAAAUUAGAUGUCUGCUUUCCCAGGCUGGCUUGUAAAUACACUCCCAGGCUUCAGGGAGAGAAUGUAUAGCACGCAAUGACAAACAGCACUGUGUGUGUGUGUGUGUGUGUGUGUGUGUGUAACUGUGUGCACGUUUGUCAUGGUUUGACACCAACACAAACCUUUUAUUUUAUUCUCUGUUUAGCACCGACUGAACCCUUGCUGUGCAAGUUUGCUGAUGGCGGACAGAAAAAGAGACAAAGUCAGAAUAAAUUUGCUCUGAAUGGCCGGGGGUGGGGGAGGGACGGUGACUCCAGACUGGUAAGUGGUGCCUAAGAUGAAGUGAGUUGUGUAAGCGGCUGAUGUUAAGCUUUGAUUAAACAGAGUCAUGUAAAGGAAUAAAAAGGCAUAACUGUCACUGUGCAGGUCCCUUUAUCGAGUGUUAACCCUGGUUUUGUUCCUUCAUGUUUAUUAUUAAGCGUUAUUGAGUAAAGAGCAGCCUUUUACAUAGGUGUGAGCACAAUAGGUUCAAAUGGACUAUUGUAUGAUGAUGUUGUGUAUGUGAAGUGAUGCGUGUUUGAGUUUAGUUGCCAAACCUGUGCUUUCUUUUGCUCUCAGGCUGGAAUGACACUCACAUAUGACCCCAGUGCAGCUGCUCUGCAAAAUGGGUACGUUUCAACAACAGUUUUUGUUUCAUCCUCCUGGACAUUUUUAUACAUUUUAUGUGCUAAAUCCACUUUGAUACUCUGUUGAAAAUGCACUUUUUUUUGUUUGUACACAGAUUUUUCCCACCAGCAUACAGUAUUUCAAACAGGAUGAUCGCUCAAACGUCCAUGUCUCCUUACAUAUCACCAGUUUCAACAUACCAGGUCUGAAUCCUUCUCUCUGCUAAAAAAAAAAAAAAAAACUGCAGCUUUUCAUUCUGUAAUACAGCAACUCAGCAUUUCUGUCCAUAAACCAUGUGACAUCAGGAUUUAGAAACCCAUCCUCUGGGGUUUGGGGAUGUGGGUAAUAUGUGUGACAAAGGACGCAGUGGCCUUUCAUGCUCUUUGCUGUGCCAAUUGCUGUGGCAUGUGAUCUCUGGAAAUAGCAGCUGUUCAGUGCCAGGGUGUUUACAGAGUGUGUUUGUGUGAUGUUCCAGGUGCAGAACCCAUCCUGGGUGACCCAUCAACCCUACAUAAUGCAGCACCCAGUAAGUGCAAAAUCCCUCUUCAUCGCUGUCUUCAUCACAAAUCUUUCUCUCUUUUUUUUUUUUCUUGUUUGAUCAAAACAUUUUCCUCUGUGGUCGUAACAGAAUAGAAACAUUUUUCUGUAAACAGACAUACACAAUAUGGAUAGUAGUUCCACAUAAGGUGACACUGAUCCUGGAGAGUUUACAGUACUCAUGUGUUUGUAUAGGAACGUAAAAACGACUGCUUUGGAAAACUGCGUGUUUGAUGAUGACAGAUGCCUAACAUUUUACAACAGAUGGGGUUGAAUUGAGAGAGAAGAGUCCUUUCUUGCUUUGAAAUUGAGCCAGCAGAGAUGAGAAAACACUGCUAGUAGCAUCAGGACAGCCAAGAUGCUUAUAGACAACUUGCUCAACUUGUGACUAGUCACCUUCUGCUGUUUCGAAUGAAAUGAACCAAUUUCUCUCCAGUCCUGCGAAACCAACCAUACAUCGACUUGCUUGACACUGAACAUGAAUGGUAUCUUUAAUCUCCAUGUCCUCAAGAGUGUUAUGGUCUCGCAGGAUGAUAUUAGCUGACCUUGUGUAUCCACCUGCAGCAUACUUGUACAAGUAUUUCUCUCAGCUGCUUCCCCUUUUUCCUCCAGGGUACAGUAAUAUCGCCCUCUAUGGACCCAUCCAUGUCACUACAGCCCACUUCUAUGAUGGCUCCGCUUACACAACAGAUGAGUCACCUUUCUCUGGGCAGUGCAGGAACGGUGAGAAAAUUCUGCAUGGAAUUGGAGACGAGUGUGAAAAUGAAUACGAUCUUAAAAUGAAAAGGUGCUUCAUUUAAAUAUAAAAAACACGUUUUUUUUCUUUGCUUCAUUGUACAGUUUAUGGCCGCCAACACAGCUAUGCAAGGAGCAUACAUCCCCCAGUAUGCGCACAUGCAGACGUCAAAUAUUCCUGUAGAGGUAUGUGCAUUAACGUCACUGCAGUCUGAUGCAUUAACAGUUAAUUGACUGUUGUUGAAAAACUAAUCUUGGUUAUUGUAUUUGAACCUCCAGGAAAACGGUGCACAGUCACAAGUGGACUCUGGUAAUCAUUCCCCAUAUUCCUACCAACAAACCAAGUAGCGCUGAGGUAACAUUUGGACGACAGCUUCAACAAUCAUGUCUUCAAAAUGCAACGGAUACUAAAGAUCUUUUCACUGCUUUUGCACGGGAUCUGCAAAUAUUGAAGUGAGACUAUUUUUGGUGUCAUUUUCAGAGAGAAUAUCUGCGUUCAUCGAAUGAUUCUGGUCGUAUGGAAAAGAGUGAAAAAGUUUUAUUUUCAUACUAGAAAACGUUUAUUUUGUUACCAAGGAUUUCCAUAAAAUGCAAGAGAGACGAAUCAUGUGACUAGAUGUUCAAAGUGCAUGACAGUAAACAUGUCUGUUGUUUAUAUUUCCAGAUGUUUUCUUUCCUCCGAGGAUAUUUUUGAAAAAUGAUGUUUUUGUGCUUGCUGUGUGAGUGUUGCUAUGGUGAAGUGUUCAGUGUUGUUUUUAUGUCAAGUGAUUUCUCUUAGUGCUUUAGAUUGAUCUUGCUGUCUGAUUAAAAUUUGCCUUCAUAGUUUUUGAUACAGCAGUUGUACAGACCAUCACUGAGAGCAGCAAGCAAAAGAUUUUCAGAGCGCUUGCCUUUGAAACGGGCUAUGUAGGAGUUUUAGAUAAAAAUCUGUGUUUUCGCUUUUACCCUCAAAUAGUUAAUAGAAAAAAAAUGAAUUUUUAGAGAAAAAUGUUUUGAUUGAAAUGGCUCUGCAUCUAAUGAUGUUAUAUUUAUUUAGUGAAAGGACCUUACAUGUUUCUGGAUUGGGAAUGAGUUAGAAAUUUUGCAGAGGAAUCACCUUUUGAAUCUUGCCUUUUGAUUUUUUUUUUUUUUUUUAUUGUUGAAUAGCAAAAAAAACUUGGGUGGGGGGAAGACACGGGACUAAUGUGUUUCAUUGACUGUCGUGGUGUUUGUCUUGGAUCAUGUGAAUUUUUAUUUUGUCUUUUACACUUUUAUUUGAAAAAACUAACAGGACAAUACAGACUCAUGAUUGUGCAAAAGCAAAAAAAAAACAUUGAAGCCUUGUAGUAGAAUUUAGGCAAAAGUCCAGUGAGUCGGGGGGUAAAUGAGAUGAAUAUGUGUUACAUGUUGCACCUCGCUCUUUGAUAGGAAACAAACAAACUUGGCACUUUCAAUCGUAAUUUACUACACCAAAGAAAUAGCUUUAUCUCCUCAACCAGGAAAUAUAUUUAGGAAAUAAAUUGACACUGCAAGCUAGAUUGCAGUUUGGACAGUGUGCCUUUUUUCUACAUUUACAUUCAGUUGCUGUAACAUGGACACACACAAGCAUGAAGGAAGGCCUGGAUCGAAGAAGUGCCACAGAUUGAUUUAAUACCUUGAGAGAAAUGGUGAAAAUAUAAUAGACAGUGCUACACUUGCAAUCCAAUAUGACCUAGCACUAAAAUUAAAAACAUAAUUUUAAGCUUAUAGUACAGAAAAGCGGGCUUUCUGAUUUUGGGAUCCUCCACUAAACCUGUGAUUCGAUCCUGGUGGUCAGUCAGACCAGAUAUCUACCUCAGAGUUUUCUUUCUCCUCUGUACUAGGUCGGGUUUGCAGGUCCAGCCCGCCCUUCCAGACCAAAAGCCACGCUCAGGAGCUGGCCACAUACAGCUGUUUCCUUAAAGGUUGUUUUGAAUACUUUUUUAGUUUCUUCAGACCUUUUUUAUGAUGUAUUAUUGUAACCAUUAGGGAAUGGACAAAAUGUUACCAUUCAUGUUCACAAAUUCAGUUUGAUCAUUUUAAAGGUGCUGCUGCCUAUAGAUCCCAGAGGGUGAUCUCAGAUGUUCAGUCCCAACAAUGACAACAAAGCGCUUUGAUAUUUAUCUGGUCUGCGCUCCUUUAAACAAACAAUGUUUGUUGCUUUGUCUUGGGUCUAGACAAGCUUGCAGCAGCAGCAUUCCCCCUCUGUAGUCCAAGAAAUAUAAAGGGCCACUGUGAUCAUACUUGAGAUUUUCCAUGUAAUGCCUGAGACUGAGAAGUAAUACUGUCUUGUGAGCUUAAUGCUGCUAGUGGUGUCUGAACCAAGUGCCAUAGAAUCUGGGUCAAGAGUUGCAGAGGUUGCAUAAAAAAACGCUCAUAUAAGUAACCACCAUGUUGAACAGUCAUUAAGUUAUAAGAAAUAUUUCUAAUUUAUGAAGAUUUUUUUUGUACAGACAGCUUGAGGAAAUAAGAGAUUUUCAUAGAGGUAUACGAAAGUCUAUUGUUUUUUAUUUUUAUUUCUACUUGUGCCACAUAAUUGCCAGUGGUAACUAUGUACAGUUUAAUAAAUCUUCCUCUGUUUUUGUUUUGUAGUGUUUGUUAAAGCCAAAGACUUUUUUCAGUAGACCGUUGCCUAAGGUUAAUUUUUUUUCAAUUCUUUGACACAUUUGAAUAAAAAAUUUAAACUUUUCA
Xyrichtys novacula (pearly razorfish) is the source of this 17076-nucleotide messenger RNA. The record is from the annotation of a GenBank genome assembly. Lineage: Eukaryota; Metazoa; Chordata; Actinopteri; Labriformes; Labridae.